UGUAAAAACAGGGAGUAAGCGAGGGGGGUCCCGCUUUAAGGCGGACGCGUUACCGCGUUCCUGUUCUUUGCGGUUUAUUUCCUUCUUCCACCGCGGCGCUCCGGCCGGGGCCGCGGGCGGUGCCGAAUGUGCGGCGCGGAAGCGCCAGGCCCGUAAACAGCGGGCGGGCGAGGCGAUGGCGGCGGGCGGGCUGGCGGGGCUGCUGCCCGCGCAGACACAGCUCGAGUACGCGCUGCUCGACGCCGACACCGCCCAGGAGAAGGAGAACCUGGUCUACCAGUACCUGAAGAAGGUGGACGGCCGGGAGCGGGACCUGACGGUGCCCGAGCUCGGCGGAGAUCUACAGUGGUUGAACACUGAAGGUCCUAUUUCCCUUCACAAAGACCUUUGUGGAAAAGUUGUGGUGUUGGAUUUCUUUACUUAUUGCUGCAUCAAUUGCCUGCACCUGCUGCCUGAUCUCCACGCCUUAGAGCACCAGUACUCUGAUAAAGAUGGUCUUGUUAUUGUUGGUGUCCAUUCAGCGAAAUUCCCAAAUGAGAAGGUUCUGGAUAACAUUAAAAGUGCCGUUCUGAGGUACAACAUUGUCCACCCUGUAGUAAAUGAUGCAGAUGCAACACUGUGGCAUGAACUAGAAGUGUCCUGCUGGCCAACCCUGGUCAUCCUUGGGCCUCGUGGAAAUAUGCUGUUUUCACUUGUUGGAGAGGGACACAGAGAGAAAUUGUUUUUAUUUACUUCUAUAACACUGAAAUUCUACAAGGAAAGAGGACAAAUCAAAGAUAACAGCAUUGGAAUAAAGCUGUACAGAGACUCCCUCCCACCUUCUCCUCUGCUGUUUCCUGGCAAAGUGACUGUAGAUAAUUCAGGAGAAAGGCUGGUAAUAGCAGACACUGGACACCAUAGGAUUUUGGUUACUCGUAAAAAUGGACAAAUUCUACACACUAUUGGAGGUCCAAACAGUGGAAGGAGAGAUGGAAGAUUUUCAGAGGCAGCUUUCAACUCACCACAAGGGAUUGCUAUAAAAAAUAACGUUAUUUAUGUGGCUGAUACAGAAAAUCACCUUAUUAGGAAGAUUGACCUGGAAUUAGAGAUGGUGACCACUGUAGCAGGCAUUGGGAUACAAGGUGUUGACAAGGAAGGUGGAGCAAAAGGAGAAGAACAGCCCAUCAGCUCUCCGUGGGAUGUGGUCUUUGGAAGUUCAAUUUCAGGAACCCAGGAAGACGAUGUUUUAUGGAUAGCAAUGGCAGGCACCCAUCAGAUAUGGGCAUUGAUGUUGGAAGGUGGAAAACUACCAAAAGGAAGUGAUUUGAAGAAAGGAGUCUGCCUUCGAUUUGCUGGGAGUGGAAAUGAGGAGAACAGGAACAAUGCAUACCCACACAAGGCAGGCUUUGCCCAGCCUUCGGGGCUGUCCCUGGCCCCCGAGGAUCCCUGGAACUGCCUGUUUGUGGCGGACAGCGAGAGCAGCACCGUGAGGACCGUCUCGCUGAAGGACGGAGCGGUGAAGCACCUUGUAGGAGGAGAGAGAGAUCCAUUGAAUUUGUUUGCCUUUGGUGAUGUGGAUGGAGCAGGCAUAAAUGCAAAACUGCAGCAUCCCUUAGGAGUAACAUGGGACAAGAAAAGAAAGCUGCUCUAUGUGGCAGAUUCCUAUAAUCAUAAGAUUAAGGUUGUAGAUCCCAAGAUGAAGAACUGUGCUACCCUGGCAGGCACAGGAGAAGCAGGCAAUGUUGUUGGUUCCAGCUUUACACAGUCAGCUUUUAAUGAGCCAGGAGGUUUGUGUGUUGAAGACAAUGGCCGCCUGAUGUAUGUUGCAGACACAAAUAAUCAUCAGAUUAAAGUGCUGGACUUGGAAACAAAAAUUCUUUCCAUGUUGCCUAUCCUGAAGCCAGAAGCAUGUGAUGUUCCAGAUAACCUGCCUGUGCAAAAGGAUAAAAUAACAAACCUUCCAAAACUGCCUAAAUCCGCACCAAAUGUUCAACUUCCUUCAGUAACUGUAGCUCCUGGCCAGACAAUUCAGUUUUUAUUAAACUUGACUCUUCCCCCAGAUUCAAAACUGAAUGAAGAAGCACCCAAUUCCUGGUUUAUCACAGCAGAAGAUAAUACGUGGUUGCUUCAAGGACAGUGUCUGACUGGAGAAAUCAAGGAUGUUUCCUGUCAAACUGUCAUUCCCUUUCAGUUGCCCAGGAGCUGUGUGGCAGCUGAAGCUGUCCUGGCUAUCAAAGCGUGCCUCUACUACUGCAGCAAAGGUAGCAGUGCCUGUAUGAUGAAAGGAGUCUCAUUCAGCCAGCCUUUACAGAUAGCUGGUACCAACCAAGGCAGCUCAACUCAAGUUGAACUGAUACACACGUUUUUCACCAACUAACCCAAAGCCAGCUAAUUUCAUACUUCAUUUUGCUAUCCACCGUUUCUACGGGAUAAAGAACAAAUAGAUAACUUUUCUCUGUUUUUUCCUGGAACUUAGGAGAAAGCUAAGAAAUAAUAUACCUGGUCAAAUGAAGUAGAGUUCCCUACAGCUUAGUGGGAAAAUUUAUCAUCACAACCUCAUUUCUUUGCAUUACAGUAGCAGCAAUAACAUUGUAAUACUGUAGACUCUGCUGCCAGUUGUGGACACGUUGGAUGUCUGCCAAUCUAAGUAACGAGCAACAAUUUUUAGAGUCCUUUUGAAAGAGCUGGUGUUACUUUGUGAUGUUACUGUAAGUUCUUUGCACUGUUAGAGUAGCUAGAUCAUUCUGGACUAACAGUUCGAAAGUCCUUUUGUGCCCUUAUUAAAUUUUAAUAGAAUGUUGGAAGGAACAGUUUCCUUCUCCAGCCUGCAAAAGAAGUAUCUUGCUUAUUUUUCUGUAGUGACAUUUAUGACACAUGUAUUUUGAAAAUACAUCUUAAACUAGGUGCAGCUCUAAUUUUAUGCAAACUGAGUAACCGCUUUAACUCGACAUGACCGCCUUACGUGAAGAGCGUAGGUUCAUGGAAAAUUUUCUGUGAAAGGAAGUGUUCAAGUUUCUACAGAAGAAUUUCAUGGUGAUUUCUAACAAAGAAUGUGCCUCUCUGCAAUGUGUGUGUAUAUAUAUAUAUAUAAAGAAAAAACACCACAAAACCAUGCUGGAGCUUUUCUGAUACAUACCAAUUUACAUUUUAUAGAAGGUGGUAGAUAAUGGUUGAAUAUCUAAAAGGCAAAAAUUAAAUGUCAGCCAUUUCAGGCAGGGUGAAUCACUUCCCUAUUUUUAUGGUUUCUCUGUAAAGACUUGUGUGAAGUCUUUGGUCUUGAAAAUAUGUAAUAUUGUGAAGAAUGUUAUACUCUUGAAGUCUGAUUCAGAGUCUUUUGAAGUCACUGUUAGUCCCCAGUUUUGUAAUAGUGGCCACUGAACCAGAACUGUAUAUUUAAUAAUGGAUUAUUUACAUUCAGGUUUAGAGGUUCUGAUCUUUAGCUAGAAAAAUGGUAACCUAACCUUUGUGUAAGGUGCUUUAAACUGUAUUGCAAAGCUCUGCCUUUGGUGGUUAAAGGUUUUGCAAGUAAAAUUCCCUCCGUUUUUCGUAGUAAGUAGCAGGAAUAUGGGGGGAGGUGGUGUCUGUGUGCAAGUAUCUUACUUGAAUUAGAAGAGUUUCCACCAUGCCUCAGUGGUAAUUGGAUUAGGCUCCAUGCUCUGGUCAUGAUGAUCAGUUCUGAGAAGAUGAUUUUGUUUUAAGUUUGAGGAUAGUAUUUUUCACAUAUAUGAUAAAGUGCAGUAGUGAAAGAAUUUUUAUACAGUCUUUUCUAAAACAGUCACCAUUAUUCAUGACACUUGUCAGUAAAUCCCCAGUAUCAGUUGUUGUUGCUUUUUCUUACUUAAAGGCUGAUUGAAACGUUAGUCAUGAACCCAGGAGGCUUUUGUUUCAAGGGAGCCAUAUGGGCUGGUGUGGUUUUUCCUUCCAUUGAAAUGCCAGUCUGUCUGAGAGUUCUUUGUGGUACCAGAAAUGGUUGUUAUCUCACCUGUCAGUAAGGCAAGGGCUGAACUAUUAUUUUUCUUGUGUUUGGUUUUUAAGCAACUUUCCUAAUUAAGUGUUUCAGCCUCUCAAUUCUCACAGGCCAUUUUGAAGAAUGAAAAAGCUUUGCUACUUUGUUCACAGAUUGCAAAUGCUACUGGAAGGAUGAAGAUAAAGAAACUGACUUGGGCAUAUAUUAUUUUUCACACUUUAGCACAACUCAGACUUUCACAGUUUUUUGCCUGUUUACCUUUGGAUAGAAGCCAGGAAACCUUAGAUCAGCUUCUAGAUAACCCAAAAAUUUUCUGUUGCUCUCUGGAAAAAACAAGCAUUAGUUUCAGAAGUUCAGAGUAAGGAACCAAUUUGUUAGUUAUUUUGAAUGUGUAAUUCAUCAUAUGGAUUUUUUCUCUCUUUUUAUUGCAUCAUAGAAUGGCCUGGGUUGAAAGGGGCCUUAAAGAUCAUGUAGUUCCAACCCCCCCUGCCAUGGGGACACCUUCCACUAGACCAGGUUUCACCAAGCCCCAUCCAACCUGGCCUUGAACACUUCUAGGGGUGAGGCAUCCACAGCUUCGCUGGACAACCUGUGCCAGGGCUUCACCACCCUCACAGUAAAGAAUUUCUUCCUAAUAUCUAAUCUAAAUAUACCUUCUGUGAGUUUGAAGUCAUUCCCCCCCUACAUGCCCUUGUAAAAAGUUCCUCUCCAUCUCUCUUGUAGCCCCCCUUUAGGCACUGGAAGCUGCUAUGAGGUCUUCCCAAAGCCUUCUCCAGGCUGAACAACCCCAACUCAAAUUUUCAGCUAGAAUGACAUAUUUUUCUAUUUCAGUUUGAUAAGAUCAAAUUCUGCCUAUAUUCCACUAUUUAAAAAUAAAAAAAAAAAAUCUAUUUUGUUGUUGACACUUUUUAAUUAAUGCAUUGCCAUAGGGGAUAGACUGCAUUCCUCAAUUUAAUUAGCUAUAGUGUAUAAUGUUUAAUUAUAGUAUUGUGUUUUGUUUGUCCAGGGGACAGCUUACACAUUCCCAGAGUCACUCCUUCUCUUUCACUUGUAGUGUACAGACAUUUGAAUGUUCUGUAAUUAGAAAAGCACAUUUUUUAAAAAAACUUGUGAUAUUUAGGGAUCCUGUUUCCAUUUCUUCCUCCAGGGUUUGCAAGAUGCUCUUACAGUAAAACAAGUGCCAUAAAUUUCACCAGACAGGCAAACAGAAUGGCAUGUACAAGCUACAGAAAUUUAUUUCAUUUAACUCCCAGAAGGCAUCUGCAAAAUGUGAUACAGAAAAAUAAGAAAUGUUACUGCCCUGUCUAAAUAGUGAAAAAUCAGAUAUACUGAUGACUGCUACCUCUCUGUAUGGUAACUUAGCUUUGUGGUGUUUCCUGAUAUAAAAGUUCUAGGCAGGGUGGUAUGGCUCAGCACUCCCAGACCUCUCUCUUACAGUAAGUGUAAGUCAAGGCCUUUUCAAAGCAUGUCUUUCUACUGACUUUAACAGUUUUUGCAUCAGACCUUAAUAAAGUAACAAAUGACUGGCAAAUCUCUGAAGAGCAUUAGUCGUGGUUGAUCUGUAUAAUGGAAACAGGUUCAGUGGCAUUUUAAGUUUAUAGUUGUAGUGUUUGCUUUUCUGGGACAGCUUUUGCUUUUGAAUGAGUAUAUUAAUAGUUCCAUUAAAUGGUUUUAGAAAUUUUAUUUAACUGCAGCACAAUAAUUUUUAUUAGACUAGAAAAAAGAUUAUGUGGUUUCAGAGAGGGAGCAUAAUUAGUUUUAACAGCUUUUGGUAUUGUUUGAAUGCAGUAGCAUCCUUCUAGUAGUUUGUUCCCUUCUGUUGAAAGAAGGGUAGGGAUGAUGACUGUGUAAACCUAUUGAUGGGCACGUAAUUUACACGUACAUUUCUAGUUGAUUUCUUUGUGUGUUGGAUUCUUACAUCAUUUGGAGCUUUUCUAUUGGAUGCACUUCUUCAAAGUUUGUGUUCUGCCUGGUCUUCUGGAAGACCAGGCAUGGAAGACCUCCACAGGUUUUCCUCCUGUCAAGCAUUAUGUUUGCAUAAUGCAGUGGUAACGUGGUACAAAGCAAGUACAGACCAGAUGGGUAAUACAUGAGAAAGUAGUUUUAUGGCAUCAUGUAAAUGCCUUACCUACUUAGAGAAAAGGUGCAUAUGGCUUCCAGUAUAUUGUAUAUAUUCUUAAUGCACUUUUUUUUUAUUUUAAUAGGCAAAUAUUGUAGCUGAAACCAUAGGUAAAACUGUUUUGUUGAGAGAACAUCAAGAAAAACAUGCUCAGAGGAGGGUGAUGAUCUCUUGUAGGGGCUUGUCCUUUUGUUCAUUUAAUUAUUGACUAUUUAUUUUAGCAAAGAGAGAGCUAUUAUUGACCACAAAUUCUCUUGAAUUUUUGAUUCCUAACAAGGUUUUCUACAUAUAUGGAAGCUUUAAAUGUCUGACUUCACAGAGCUAUAGGUGAUACAUCUAGUUUUAAAUGGCUUGUAGUUUAGCAGACCAUAGCAGAGAUUUAUGUACAUUCUUAAGAUCUGUAAUUUUGUUAAAUCACUGUUAUUCAUUAAGACUUACCACAGAGACACACUGGACCUACACUCAGACUGAGGUGUGUUCAUAAACUUUGUUUUGCAACUCAAAAGUAAGGUUUUUUCCUCAUAUAACGUGGGAGAGGAGCUGUGACACAUUAUGUAUAUGUGUUCUCCAGGCUGCAGUUGUGCUCCCUAAGGAAAAUUUAUCAUGUACAGCAGCUCAUCAGCCACCCUCCAGUAACUCUCCACGGAAAUCUGCCAGCUCAGUUGUUCAUGUAAUCAAUUAAAAUUACUGGUUUAUGUUAGCAAAGAUUUAGUAUUUGGAAUUUAUCAUUACAAUUUUCGUUGAAAUCAGUUUGUCAGGGAUUAGAGGAGCUUCUCUCUCCCAAGAAAGGCAAGUGUAAGAAUGGUGACAAGUAGUUGGAGAUAGUUGGGUUUUUUAAAAAGUGAGAUCUGGUUAUUUUUUAAUUAAAUCACCCCAUCUGUUUUUGUAUUCAACAACAAAUCAUGAAAGUAAAACAAUAUUUCCAAUAUUUCACAUUCCAUUUUGUUCAUAUAACCAAAUUUGAUUACUGUCUUCCAGCAGAAGCAGCUGAUCUAUAUUUUAUAAUUUUUAUGCUACGAUAGGUAAAAUCACGACUGUCAUUAAGGAUUAGGAUUCAUUGCUGUUCAAGACUGGGCACAUCUAUCACUAAGAUUCCGAGUUUAUCUUAAUUUCUUUGUCGUACUGUCAUGGGGAUUUUGGUUAGGUUUUUGAGCCUGCCUUUUCUUCCUGUAGUUUCCACAAUGAAGUGCAACCAGUAUCUUGUUACCACAGAGGGAUCCAAGUAGGAAAGAUAAUUCCCUCCACCAGCUGCUUGCCCCUCCCCUGUUUUAGGGGUGGGGAUGUAAGCAGCAAGUUUUAGGGAGCAUUAGGGUAAGAUUAUGUCCUCAGGUGAGAUUCAUCAGGCUUUACACUGAUGCAGCUACUGUCAGAAUUUUUACCUUUACCUCUGUCCAGUGAGGUCAUGAAGUUGUUUCCAGAUGUCCCAGAACAUCCCAUCAAACUUGAGUAGCCUAUGCAGGGAUUCUGAUGGCUCUUGGUUUCAGGAAACUUUGAUGCUAUAGAUUAAAUACUUUAUCUAUUAUGUAAUUUGCUGUCUUGUUGCAGGUUGCACUUAAUUGUAAUCAGGUAAUUCACUUCUGUCUCAGAUGAGAAGCAAGAAAACUUAGGUGUAAGUGGAGGAGUGUUUGUGUAGCUAUAAUUACUUUUUGCUUAUUUUACCUCUUAGGUGGUCCAUUGCUUUCAAGUGUACCAGAGAACUCUUUGUCCAUUUGCAGGCUCUAGGGCUAAGCAAAAGAAUUGCAGCUGGAUUUUAAGUCUUGCCUAGUUCCUUUGAAAUAUUGACCAUUGUGAGAUAAAGAAAUCCCAUUUGAAAAAAAUCUGUUUAUACAUCUACCUUAACUUAGUACUCUGUACUCAAUAUGAUUUAGAACAGUGAUUUUCCACACAUGAAUUCUUUCCCAUUGUGUCUAAGUAUGGAGAAACUCAACCCAUCUGGCCAUUGUCAGACUUCAUAGAAAGCAAGAGAACAAUUCCAAAUUUGAUUUUUAAUUCCCGAAUUAAUGGUUUUUUUAAAAAAUAAGAGCCUAUUUCCUGAGCUUUUGAUUAAACUGAAAUGCCUGGUUUUGAACCAUUCAUUCAAAGAAUCAGUCCCGAGAGUUGCCUAUAUCAGAUUUUAAAAAUUUUGAAUUGAUAGUGAAGUGGAGGAACAGAAUUGCUAAAUGUUUUAUAUGUUGAAUAUUUAACUUCAAAAUUUUCUAAUUUCACUUUUAAAGUAGAAUUAGGACAAUUAAAACAUUCUCUUCUCAGUCAUUACCAUUAAUGUACCGUUAAUCAUUGUAUCAUUAAAACCUGUGAUGGAUCUAUGUGAUUUUAUAAAGAAAUCAAUAAAGAAAAAUAAAGUAGUUGUAAAACUGCAACUGAGUGAAAUCCAGGUGCUCCAAGUUAGUGGCAAAUGUCUUUAGGGCCAGGAGUUCGGCCCAGUGUGACAGAAAUUCUGCCUUUUCAUUACAUCAUGAUGGCUGAAGGAAAAAUAUCAGUGCCUUUUGUAACAAUACUUGAAAGUGUUUCUUUACAGAAAUCUGGAGUACUGAUUGAAAUAAGGUAUUUGAAUUUCAUGGUUUGGAAGUUUCACGGGGUUUAAUUCUACUAAUUCUGAAACUGUGAAGAGUUUACCUUCUUCAUGGUUUUGAAUUAAGUUGAAAUUAAGGUGCUUAUUUGUCAAGCUGCUUUUCUUACAAAAUACUUUAAAAUGUGGUUGUUUCUUCCUCUCAGUCUUGUGAACUUACUUCUGAAACUAUUGUUACCUCUUUUGUGCACUUCAGAAUAAACUUGGCAGGGAGACUUCAAACAGCGUGCUGAAAUUGUGGUUUGAGUGAGAUGGAAGGCAAAACAUGCACUGAUCUAGAAGGGCAAAGGUGAUACUUCUUGGUAUUUGAGGGGUGGAGGGUUGGUCUUUGUUUUGGGUUUUUUUUCAUCUGUUCUACAGAUCAGCAGAGAUUCUUUUCAUGGCAGAAGGUUGUGUGUAGAGGCAGCGAGGAAGGAUCAGGUUCUCUCACUGUGAAACCAUGUAUCUUCAUUUAAGUUCUGAUGCUGGGAUAUCUAAAAAUCUCAGCAGUGUAAUACUAGUGAAGAAAGUCACAUCUGAGCACUUAACACCUUAAUAAAUGUCUCCAUGUGGUUUAAGAGGAAAGACAGGAAUUUUUUUUCUUUUUCUUUGAGAAUUUCAGUGUUGCUUUGUGGACAUUGGGAUAUUUUUGUCUGCUCUUUGAGAUACUAAACCUUCGUUUUUCCAUUACAUGUGAUGCAAAGCCUUUUAAAAGAUGUGGUUUAUAUUUGUGGUUACAAAAUAUGCUAAGCAUUAAAACGAAAGCACUUCAUCUACAGCUGAUGUAGGUAAUGUAAAUUCUUCUGUUGCCUGACUGUUCUUAACAAUAUUCAUGGAUUAUGAUCCUUUUUAAAUAAAAGGUAAAUGUCUUGUGAUAUUAUAAGAACAAAUAAAUACAGUGUAGAAGAAAUGUCAGCCUCGGAUAUCAAUCCAACAAAUAAACAGUGAUUAAAGAAUGUA
This is a messenger RNA of Myiozetetes cayanensis, 9570 nucleotides long. RefSeq names its product NHL repeat containing 2 (gene NHLRC2). Gene Ontology annotation, molecular function: protein binding. The record is from RefSeq and is a predicted model, not a curated record. Lineage: Eukaryota; Metazoa; Chordata; Aves; Passeriformes; Tyrannidae. Bases 176 to 2356 code for a protein of 726 amino acids. The transcript has 11 exons.